GUUCUCUCCACGUUAUUCUCACGUUCAGCACUUUCCAUUCAUAACAUCGGUUGGGGGUUACUUUUUUCGUUUUUGAUAUAAACCAUAAAUUCGCUCUUCAAUUCGGUUGCCCUGUUUGUAUAAUUUGUAGAUUGUAAAAAAAAACCAGAGUGUGUGGGAACAGCAGAGUGAGCAGGAUAGAAAAAAAAUACUGCCACAAAAUACAUUUGGCCUAAAAAACCUGGUGUGUGUGUGUGUGUGUGAUCACGGUCAAAAUUUUCUCGUGCGGAUUCCGAUAGUUUUUAUUUCGUUUAAGUUCCUCAAUUUUAUUUUAGCGCAAGAUACCGUUUUGGGUAGUGUUCAAGGAAUAGCAAAAACAAAUAAAAUACAAGAGACUUAAAAUGCGGCGAAAAGCACGGCGUGGGCGUAUGUUCUCCUUGGGACUAGUACUUCUCAUUUAUAGUGUCAUACGAGUUUAUUCAUCAAAUGAAUUUGCAUCAAAUACGCCACGACCGGACGGCGAUGAUCUUUCAACUCUGCUGCCGAAAUCAACUAUCGUCCCCAACGAUGAUGUGACCGCGUUUGGAUCCACACAGGAAACAAUACAAUCGACUACAACCGCUAGAUCAAGCACAUCGACGCAAGAUCCGAAUCGUCCUCGAACAUAUCGACAAAAGCGGAACUGUACACCACCGGCCAUUGAGCAAUUUCCACCGCCGUUGUUGCCAUCAUGGUUUCGUGAGAAGGGUGGCCUAAUUAUUCACGUUUUGAUUGCAAUAUUCACCUUCCUCGGACUUGCUAUCGUUUGCGAUGAUUACUUCGUUUCAAGUUUGGAUCGAAUUUGCGAGGAAUUACGACUAUCGCCCGAUGUGGCCGGCGCAACUUUUAUGGCUGCUGGUAGCUCUGCUCCUGAACUCGGAACGGUUAUUAUCGGCGUGUUCUUUGCAAAAGACGAUAUCGGAGUGAGCGGUGUCAUUGGAUCAGCCGUGUUCAAUAUUAUGUUUGUCAUAUCUGUAUGCGCUCUAUUUAGUGGAACUGUUUGCCAUUUGAACUGGUGGCCAUUGGUCAGAGAUUGCUUCUUCUAUUCGCUUUCAAUUAUCGUUAUGCUCAUCAUUAUGUUGAACGAUUAUAUCUCGUGGUAUGAGGCUUUAAUCAUGAUUAUGUUCUACGUUCUGUACUGCGUGGCAUUACACUUUAAUACUGCAUUGGAGAAAUGGGCAUAUUCGUUGAAAUUGCCAAUAAAAUUGCCAACGAAAGAGGAACAAUCGGCUUUAGUUACGUUCAAAAAUCUUCCGGAUCCAAAUUACUCACAGGCAGCCGAAGCGAAUGGAAAUGCUGAACAACAGCAACCGUCGAGUCCGGAUCAACAACAACAACAACAACAACAGCAGCAACAGCAACAACAAAAUUAUCAAGGCUACAAUUAUGGAACAGAUUGGGAUCCAAACGCAGCAUGGGACGAUGGCCAAGGAAAUAAAUCUGCACCUGCACAAACAUCGAUUGCUGUACCAAAUGCCGGUGGCUAUGGUGUAACAGAUUCAUGGAAUCCUGAUGCAUCUUGGGAUCAAGGCCAGCAAAAUUAUGCAUACUCUGCCGCUGCGGGUGAUCAAACUGAUCAAAUGUCACCAACUAUGUCCCCAACUAGUGCUGAUACAUCACAAAAUGCACAGAAAAAAGUGGGUGCAUUGCCAGCCCCCGAAUUUUAUAAGUCAAAAGAUCCGAAAGCAUCGCAAAUUUUGGUCGAUCCAUUGAUUCGGCCCAGCGAAGGCGGGGUCAUUGCACUCAUCACCUGGCGCAUAUGCUAUCCAAUCCAUUAUUUAUGCCAGAAAACUGUUCCCGAUUGCCGAACCGAAAAAUAUCGCAACUGGUACGGAUUCACCUUCAUCAUAUCAAUGCUCUGGAUUUCAUUCUAUUCGUAUCUCAUGGUUUGGAUGAUCACUAUUAUCGGCACAACACUAGGCAUCCCAGAUACUGUGAUGGGGCUAACCUUCGUAGCGGCAGGUGUUUCGAUUCCGGAUGCAUUAAGUUCUAUGGCUGUUAUCAAAGAGGGAUACGGCGAUAUGGCUGUUUCAAAUGCGGUUGGCUCGAAUGUUUUUGAUAUUCUGAUCUGUCUCGGUUUACCGUGGCUAAUUCAGACCACAAUCAUUGACGCCGGCGGCCAUGUUAAUGUUAUUUCAAAAGGAUUGACAUACUCCACAUUAUCGUUGUUGUCGACAGUAGUAUUUUUGCUAUUGUCAGUGCAUUUGAACGGAUGGAAACUCGACAGACGCCUUGGUAUCAUUUUAAUGAUCUGGUAUUUCUUGUUCAUUGCACUAGCAUCAAUGUAUGAACUGAACGUAUUUGGCAAUUUCAAUCCACCACAAUGCCCAAGUGAUUAUUAAGAUCACAGACAGCUUUUAUGCGCUGCUGCCAACAAUAAUUCCAGCGCAGUGCAGUGCACUACAGUUUUAGGAUUCAUUUUUGUGGGCAUGUUUCCUAUUGGCAAAGAAAAAAGAAACAAUUCAGCAGAAAGAUCAUUCAAAAAGCAAACUGUUGUCCCCAUUGAACAUCGUUGUUAUUCGCUGUUCCAGUGUAAGCAGCAUCUAAAAAUACGUCAUUUCACAUGAAACACAUACACAUCAUAAAUGUUAGAAGCGAAAGUUUAAAAGGAGAGAGCACACACAUACACAUAUAUGGGGUGGAAAAGAAAUGGUAUAGAUUCUUUUCAAUUGCAUCGAAGAUAAAAUGAAAGCGAAGAUGUUAAAUUACAUUCCGACCUGAUAUGCAAAUGACAAUUAAUUUGAAGUUCAAUUAUUUAAAAGAAGGAAAAAAAAUCACACAAACACACACAUAAACACUAUCGAACAAUUUUAUUGAUGAUGUCAGUAUGGAUAUUAUUAUAGAGCGGCAGACGUGAGAAAACGACUAUGGAGAAAACAAAUCAUAUAUUAUAUGAAGUGUUAGCGUAUAUAUUUUUCGAUAAAGUUGUAAUCAAACUGAUAUAUUCGAUUAACGAAGAUGAAAAAUGAAGUCGAAAUUGUAAAGAAACCAAAGAAAACAUGAAAAUGAACAGCGAACACAUACAUACAUAAAUACAUACACAAAAACAGAAGAAAGUAUUCAUACAAAUAGAAGAUUUAAAUGAAGGAAUGAUUUUUAAAACGAAAAUUCACACAUAAAUAUUGCAACUAAAAUAAAUAUGACGAGAUGAAACAAGUGAAACUGAUAUGUAAUUAAAGCCAUUAACUAGUCAUAAUAGUAGACGAAACAACAAGCAAACACAAUGAGAUUUAUAUACAUCUCCUUCGAGAAAUACCUGUAAAUAUGCUCAGUUUGGUUUUGUUUUAUGUUCCGAUGACUACUACUCUCGCUAGGAUUGCAACAACUUAUUAUGUGCAAGCUUCCACGCGUAUGUUCAAUACACACAAAACACAAUACUACAAUCAAUACUGUACAAUUGCUCUUCGGUCUUCUUCCUCUUUACAUGCAACAAUAUUUAUUCUGGUGACAAACAGCAAUCACAGCAACAACAAAACCCCAUCAUAAUAUCAUUUAAUUAUAAUUAUCAUUAAUAGACUAUAUUUAAUGAAGAUAGACAAAAUGAUAUAUAGGACAAACAAGUGAAGCUUUUACACCAUUAAUUCUAUGUAACCUAACAUAUUCUUUGAUUGUGAUAUGUGUUAAUUUUUUGAAGACAAUAUCCAUGAGGACAUCAGCUUGGCGGACAGAGUGGUAAAACACUCUUAAUCUUUCUGAUAUCUUCAUUUUUGUGUGACUCUCUGAGAUCAAAACGGGCUAUUCUUCAUUUAGUAAAACAACAACAAAAACGAGAAACGAAACGUAAUUUGAAUCAGCGAAGCCGGAUUAGGCCAUUUUAAAAGAGCGAAAAUUGUAUGGCACUAAAAAAAAAACUUAUAUAUACCAUGUAUCUUCGGAACAAAAUUGAAACAACUAAUUGAUUUGUGAAAUUAUUUUUAUUUGUUCAAAUUAAAAAUCACUUUUGAGCUUUACAAGUGAAACAUCCAGAAUGUUAUAAGUAACCCAAGAAAAAAGAUGUCCAUGUUGUCAAUUGGUCUCAGAGCAUAUCCACUAUUGGCAAUGUUAUUGUUUUUCAACAUUGAAUCAAAUUUGUUGAAAUAAUCCAUGAUUUUAUGCAGAGUUCUGCAUUAAAGCGCCCGCAUCAUAAUCAAAUUUCGGUUGCUAUUCAUCAUAUCAAAUUGAUUCUCAUUAUGCUGCAGAAUUUCCAAACAGGCUAUUGCUAAUAUCAUAUAAUUUAUGUUAAGCCCUAUUUAAUCAAUGUCAAACUAUUUAUGUUCUGCAGUUUUUUUUGCAUCCUUUUCGACUGAAUGCCCUAUGAUGUUAUUCACUAGAUUUUUGCUUGACAAGCCAUGAUUGUUUUUGAGAUAGAUGAAAGAAAAGAUUACACGAAUAUGAAAUGGAAAUAAUUCUUCCGAUUGUGUUUAGUGGAUAGGUAACUAAAACAAAAAAGAGUAUAAGAGAACAACAUGAACAGAUGAUAGAAAAAAUUAUCAAUUAACGAUAGUCAAUUUAAAAAGAAAAUCAAUUAAUCUACUACAAACAAGAACAUGAUUAACAAUUCAAUUAGGCAUAAUAAUAUAAAGCAAACAAAUGUAUCUAUAAAUAUGAACGAAUUAUACAAGCAAAAGAAAAAAUUAUUGUAAAACAAAGAAGAUAUAUAUAUAUACAAAUGUUUAUCGAAAAAAAAAAAUUAGUGACCAAUGACCAACAAAAAAAAAUGUAUCAAUUCGGCCCGUCAAAAGAGAAUGAUUAUUUUUUGUUGAAUCUCAUGGAUUGACUUACAAAAAGACUUAUCCCAUAUGCGAAUCCAUUCAGUUAUGCCAGAAGCAUACCAGACAUCAUAUAUGAUUUAAUACAUUUUAGGUUUUAUCAGAUUUGUUGCAGAUUUGCUGUAGUUAAAUCAAUUUCACUCCUUUUAGACACAGUUUAAAUAAUGAGUGUGUCUUCCUCUACUUAUAUCAAUAUCAUUUCUUUUUCUCUACUGCAUGUUCAAUUCUUGAGAUUGCCAUUCAAAUGACAAACAUUCUGUUUAGAAAUAAGCUAGUCUGAAUCUCUUUUGAGUGAAUUAUUUAUUGCCGUUUCGCGUUUAGAUUUUUACAUUAGAGCCAUUUUUUGAAUUUUACUGUACAAUUUGUACAUGCAAAACCAUGGCCAUGAAUUGAUAACUUUUUUUUUCUUUUGAAACGCUAAAAAAUAAUAACAACAAUAUUUGAUUGAACAAGAUGAAAAGAAAACCAGACAGUUUCAGCCAAUGGGGCGGAUGGAUAUUUUGAAAACCAUGAAAAUAGUAAACAACACAUUAAAUGUUUUUUAUAAAUUUAAGAAAUUUGAUGACAAAAGAAAAAAAAAACAUAGCUUAUGGGUAAUUUAAACCAAUUAAAUGAUUCAAUUUACCAUAGUGAAUCAUUUUUAGAACAAUAAUUAGUCAUAUAGACACAAAUUUUAUGUGUGAUGAAAACAAAAUAUUACAAAAAAAAAACAUAUUGAAUAUCAAUAAGGCUCAAAUAGUGCACACAUGCAACAAUGAAGAGAAUAAAUUUAAAUAAUAACAUCAAAAUGAGCAAAUAAUAAAGAAUAUACGCAAAAUGAACUAAUAAUUGUACUACAGAAAAUCGUGGGUUUCCAGCCGUGUUUAUUAUGUAAGAUGAUACUGCACACACACACACACACUAUACACACCACUUUCAAAAUUCAAUCGACCAUUUUCUCUCUAUCUCUCUCCUGUUGAAUUUUAACAAAAAAAAUUCAUAGCUUGAAUGAUACAGAUUUUAACGGAGUAAAAUGGUUCAUACAGUAGCAAAAAUCUAAUUCGACAAAAACCCAAUUCAUUGUAUAUUCACAUUUACGAUAUCGAAAUAGGCACUAAUAAUUCGUCAACGCUCAAAAAAUAGUGAAUACGUAUUGUUGACACGAAGAACAAAUACACACCCCACAUUUGAAAUUUUCAAUCUUCGGCAAAGCGUUUGGUUCAAUAAAAUUCAAUUGAUUCAUUCGUUUUGCAGGGAAUUUUUCUUAUUGAGGAACAUUGAAAUUGAAAUCAAUUCAUUCACAAGACGUGUUUACUGAUUUUUACAGUAGAAGGAUUCCACAUACAGUGUGAAGCACUACCAAAUUACCCAUCACCCUCCCAAAAAUAUUGUAUUAUCAUUUUGAUGGCCGUGCCUCAACUUGAGUUGCUUUAAUCAAAUGGCCAAUUCAUUUCUAUCAUAUAUAUUUGCAUCUCUUGCAAAUUUUGAAGAUGAAACGAAAAAGAAUACAAACCAGCAUCCAAAAAAAAAAAAAAAAUAUUUUACUGACAAAAGAACUACGUACUAUUACUAUUAUUAUCUAUCAAAUGCAAAUUAAAAAAUGUUAAUUGUUGAUAAUUAAAUGAGAUUUCAAAACCCAACAAAUAUUUACGUGAAAUAAUAUCCUUUUCAUGAGCAAAUUAA
Molecule: messenger RNA, 6428 nt
Organism: Sitodiplosis mosellana (orange wheat blossom midge)
Lineage: Eukaryota; Metazoa; Arthropoda; Insecta; Diptera; Cecidomyiidae
Product: probable sodium/potassium/calcium exchanger CG1090
Exons: 9
Coding region: 381-2360 (659 amino acids)
Biological process (GO): intracellular calcium ion homeostasis; calcium ion transmembrane transport
Cellular component (GO): membrane
Molecular function (GO): calcium, potassium:sodium antiporter activity; calcium channel activity
Source: RefSeq, a predicted model, not a curated record